Molecule: messenger RNA, 7236 nt
Organism: Cephus cinctus (wheat stem sawfly)
Lineage: Eukaryota; Metazoa; Arthropoda; Insecta; Hymenoptera; Cephidae
Gene: Marf1
Product: meiosis regulator and mRNA stability factor 1
Exons: 25
Coding region: 347-5431 (1694 amino acids)
Biological process (GO): post-transcriptional gene silencing
Cellular component (GO): peroxisome; cytoplasm
Molecular function (GO): RNA nuclease activity; CCR4-NOT complex binding; mRNA base-pairing post-transcriptional repressor activity
Source: RefSeq, a predicted model, not a curated record
AUAUUUUAUAUCUCACCCAUCUAUCUUAUUGAUUCUUCUAGCAAACUGUAUGGAUAGUGAAACGUUUAAAUGUAUUGCAUCUUACAAUCUCUGACGUAUUUACUCACAGCAGUGGACGAAUCAUAAUUUUAUGUUGAGAAGAGACGCACCAGCUAGGCGAGGACGCUAAAAUUGAUAAUUCUUUCAUAUUAUAUUUUUUCAAUUAAAAGUUACGAUGGGUUGAGUUCUCAGCUAAUGUGGAGCUAAGAGCAUUAUUUUCUUGCUCUGAACUCAGGUUUUACGUAUAUGGAAAAAAUAUACUUAUUCCGAUUAACUGGCAUGCUGGGUGAUACGAUAGUUAGAGCACAUGGCAGUCAGGAACUUUUUUGUGCGCUUUUGUGCAGAAAGUGAUGAUGAAAUAGAAGGGCUGAAUGAGAAACUUCUUGAACUUCUGUCAACCUUAAAGAGUUCACAACCUGUUAAUCAGCUUGAGGUCCAUAGUACUCAAGCUGCAUCGGCGACAAGCACUGAAAAUGACACAGAUACGCAAUUGGAGUACAGAGGUAUGGCGACUCCGCCGUCUUUUAGACGCUACCACUAUGACUGCUCAUUUCUUCAUUGUGGAAGUCCAGUUAACUCAGGCUCUUUAUCAAACUGCUUACCUCCAAUCGGAGUUUUCUGGGAUAUUGAGAACUGCCAGGUUCCCAAAGGAAGGUCAGCUGUGGCGGUUACUCAAGUAAUUCGAGAAAAAUUUUUCUCUGGCUACAGAGAAGCAGAGUUUAUUGUAGUCUGUGACGUUUACAAGGAAAACAAACAGGUUAUCCAAGAGCUGAACGAUGCUCAGGUCAAUUUAAUACACGUCGCAUCAAGUUGUAAAAAUGCUGCUGAUGAAAAACUCCGACAAUCCAUAAGAAGAUUCGCUGAUACACAUGGUAGUCCUGCAGCUAUAAUUUUAAUAUCCGGUGAUAUUGAUUUUGCUGCAGAUCUAAGUGACCUGCGGCACAGAAAAAAGAUACACGUGAUACUCCUGCACAAGGAACAUACCUCCGAGGCUCUGAUACUCUGUGCCAAUGAGCAUUACAAUUUCAUGGAACUGAUGGAACCACUGCCGUCCCGAAAUCCCACGAAGGUUGCAGAAAACUUCGACCUGCUAGUCUAUAAUCUCCCUAAAGAUAAGGACGUAGUAGCUAUUAAACGUCGACUUAAGCAGCUAUCAAGUAAUUCUGGUGGUCGAGUUAUAGGAGUUUAUUCGAAUUCAGCUACAGUACGUUUUACCUCUCAUGACUGUGCUAUAAGGGCUCAGAAACGUAUGGACGGAGAGCACGUAUUCGGAUCUGAGAUUUUCGUGAGAUUUCCCAAGAAUAAAGAAGCUUAUCCCGGGAAGAUACGAGGUAGUUCUUUAGCGCGUGAAUAUACGGCUAGUGAUUCCGAAGCUGCUGCUGGAUCACCUAGACCAAUGUACAGUGCGAGUUCCUCAAUUGGUGGUGCCAGGAGUCUCCCCGUUACUCCACAUUAUCACUCUUUGUCUCCUGUCGUUGGAGGUUAUUCUGGUUGGAGUGGAGUACAUUGUACACCAGUUACUGCAUCAGCUGGAAUGAUUCAACCACCACCUGUAUGCAUUAGUAGAAAUUGCUCCAAUACUAAUGAUGGCACUUUUAGCAGAUCGUACAACGAACUUCCCAGAUCGCAGUCUCCUGUAGUCUGGCCAGUUACAGGACCACAACAAUUUGCACGAUUCUGGGACGAACAAUAUGGUAAUGAUCGUGCAAAGAAUCUUGGAAAACGAUCACAAGCAUCACAGGGUCGUGACAAUGGAGUUUCCCACGAUAAUAGAGGAGGUUCUCGUACUCCGGAUGGUCUCAGGGGAAUUCGAAGGUCUCACAGCUCUUUGUCUCACUCCUCUGAUUGGAAUAAUCCUAGAUCAAAUUACUUCCCAGCGCCUCCAAAUUUCAGUGGAAAUGGUUACGGACAAUCACAUUCUUUUAAACGUCGCAGUCCAUCUCCAAUGUAUAGUAUACAGGGACGAGAUAAUCAAUGGAAUGGACAGAAUCAACAACCUGGCACGCAACGAAGAACUCCAUCUCCUUAUGAUUGCACAAUUUUGCAAUCAAUGGGUCAUCAGACAAGUCGUACGUCCCCAUAUUAUCAAAGUGAUCCGGAGAAUGAGGAGGUCGAGAAGUUUUUCAAUCCUAUAAAUAAUCGCAACGGAAACAACGCGGCCAAUGGUAGUUACACUCCCAUCGAACUUCAAGUCACAAAUUUAGAUCAAAAUAUUGAUCCAAAAGAGAUGAAACGAAUUUUAUCAUCCAUUUUCAUGGAACACGUAAUGGUCUUGCACGUGUCUGUCUUUAUGCAAUCUGACGGUAACUUUGCGGCCAACGUUAAAGUUCCCUCACUUCCGGAGGCGCAAUACGCCAUAUCGCAACUGCAUCGUCGCAAAGUUGGCUACAAGCGAAUUCUUAUCUCCUAUGCUCACACGGGUGGGCCCAAUCCGCAAUUGGUUCGUUCACAUAUUGUGAUGCUUCUUCAAGAAGUACCCGGACACAAGCUGCCCCUGUUUAAACUGCGCGAAAUGUACGAGAGCCGAUUUAUGAUCUCGAUCAGUGUUUCCGAAUUGUAUAAGAUGAAGGAUGUCUGUAUUAUUACCGAAGAUCCUGAUGGAAGGAUGGUUUCCUUGAAUCCUGAUCACAGGAACACUCCAUCACCUUGUUUCAGCAAUAAUACUCAGGAUGGAAAUUUUGACUUUCCUUAUUGUAUAAUCCAUACUCAAAAGCCAUGGUCUGAUAAAGGAUGGGCAGAGCAGGAAAUGGCUUCCUUACCGAAUGUUAAAAUAUCAUUGAGUGUUCUUGCCACUCGUAUACAUCAAUUACUCAUAUCACAUAAUGGCAGCUUACCGUUACCCAGCUUGUCAAACUGCUACGAAGCAGAAUUCAAGGAAUCAUUAGACAUAGAUAAGAAUGGAGUUCCUUUGGAACAUCUUGUGUCGUGUUUGCAAUCUAUUGAUUUGAAACAAGGUGUUGGCUCUGUCAAGCACAUUGUUCGAGUAGGAAGCAAGGGUAACGAUGACAGUCACGAAGAAAAUAAGUGUGUCAGUCCACCACUGGCAAAUCAGCUGGCUCUGUUUAGCCGUGAACUGGUGGAUCUUUUAAAAACAGCGCCUCAUUGUCAAUUACUAUUCAAUCGUUUCAUACCAGCCUAUCAUCAUCAUUUUGGCAGACAGUGUCGAGUGGCUGAUUAUGGUUUUACAAAAUUAAUUGAUCUUCUCGAAGCUCUCACGCACACAGUGCAGGUAAUGGGCGAAGGAGAUAAACGUGUUGUGACACUUUCACAUCGUGCACAAGUCCGCCGGUUUACAUCUGAUUUAUUAAGAGUACUGAAGGCUCAAGCGAGUAAGCAAGUAGCACUUUCCGAAUUUCCAAGUGUCUAUUCCAGAGUAAUAGGUAAACCCUGGGACGUUGUUGAUUAUGGUGUUUGCGAGAUAGGAGAUAUCCUGAGUGAAGUAUCUGAGAAUACAGUGGUGGUAACCAAUUUUAAUGGCGACGAUAAAAUGAUUGCCAUUCCUAAACGAGAACAGACUCCAGAGGAAAUUGAGCGUACUAAACAAUUUGCUAUUGAGGUUAUUGAGCUAUUGAGACAUGCUCCACAAUGUAGAAUGCUUUUCAACAAAUUCGUACCGUCCUAUCAUCAUCAUUUUGGUCAUCAAUGUCGCGUAUCCGAUUACGGUUUUACAAAACUUAUUGAACUCUUCGAAGCCAUUCCGAAUAUCGUGCGAAUUGAGGAAAUAAAUGGUGGAGAGAGACGCAUCGUUCUCACUGAGAAAGAGGGUCUUCGUGUUCUUGGCGAGCAGAUAUCAAAAUUAGUAUCAAGAUCCAGAAAUGGUCUUAGCGUUACUAGCAUUUCUCAGGCUUUCCUCAGACAGUUUGGUUAUGCCCUGCGUCCAGAAUUAUUUGAUUGCAACUCCAUGUUGCAACUCAUUGAAAAACUGUCAGCCACUGUCAAGGUUAUUCGUACAGCAGCUGGACCAGUUGUUCAGUCUGUCGAUAAAUCCCAUUUACAAGAAUUAGCAUUACAAUGUCGUCGAAUAUUAAUGGAUCAACCUGACCAUCGUGUCUCAGUAAAGGAAUUCGAAAGAUUUUAUUCUCAGUACUAUGCUCAUUCUUGUAAUCUUGAUGAAGUCGAGAAGGAGCUUACUGGUAUAGUGAAGUUUACAAUUGCAAAUGGCGAACGGUUUAUCCAGCUGACACCUCUCUACUGCUUUGCCUGUAACUUAUAUCAAGUGAUGAUCAGGCACGGUGGCUCCUUAAACAUGUCUCAGUUCGAAAGUGCCUAUUUGGCUGUGAUAGGAUCAGCAGUAAGAGCUGCAAAAUAUGGAUUCCCUACACUUUCAGCCCUACUCCGAGCGUUACCAUGUACUGUAAUAAUAAAGGAUACACGAAACAAAAAGAAGAUCAUGCAUCUUAAUAAGAAGCUAGCCACAGUGGGAAUACCCUUACCAUCGACUUUUUCGUCCACUUCGCCUUAUCGUGAUACAGAUUCCAGCAAUGAAUCCUUUGAGAGCGAUACCUCGUCUCGUGCCAAUGCCUCCAAUGCUUCCAUUACUUCUGAGGAACGUAACAAGUGGCCAGCACAGUCUGCCAGUUCUCAAAAUACUUGGAAGCAGAAGGAGGAUACAGAUGUUUGGGAGAAGAAGGAGGAAACCGAUUGGUCCAAUAUGCCAAACACUGCGACAUCCAAUAAAUGGCCUGUGCUGGAAAGCAGUGGUGAAUGUUUCCUUAAGAGUCUCGUUCGCGCUCCUGUAAUAUGCAAGGAACUUCCGGUGCCGCCACCGUCGCCACCUAAACCAGAUUCCUUUGUAGCAGAGGAGACAAGCAAGCAGAAGCCUUGGAAUUCAUCAGUUUGGUCCAGUCCUCCUAAUUAUGUAUAUUCCCAACACGAGCACGCUACCAAUGUGGAUGUGCCAGCAUUUACUCUGCCACAAUGGAAUCAAAUGCCUGGAGAAGACAUUCUAUCAAAUUUAUUGUCGCCAACGAAAAAUCUACUACCAGCUGCUGCAAAUCCUUUGAAUCCACGCACUUCCCCUUAUUUCUCAUCGAAUAGAAAUUUAGUCGUCGCACCUCACCCCUCAGAGCUGCCAUUGCCUUCGAUGUCGUUGACUCCUAAAAAAAUUGGACUCGCAGUAGACAAUAAGGGUGGUACCCCAAUAGUCAAGGACGACGUGUCAAAGAUUACGGAUACGAACGCAAAGCCAAUAGAAGUACCAGCGGCUUUCCAGGAGGAGAAUAGUACUGAUCACGAUGCCAACCGGGUCGACAGUACACCAACAAAACGCUUUUUUAUUAAACUUAGUAUUCUCAGGGAAACGUCGUCUAGCUGCCCAGUUCAACCAGCCAAUCGACUCGUGAGCGAAAGCAUUGAAGAAGCGUACGAAUAUCAAGAAAAUUUCAAAGCCUAAGAUUUACGAGGCUGCUCAAUGAGAAGAUUAAAUGUUAAUGCCAAAAAUGGAGCCCCGUGCGAAUUUGCGCGUUUCAAUUUUAUUAUCAGAAAUAAAACCAUUAAUUGCAUAAAGAUUCGGUAGGCCAGCUUCGCUCUCAGUUGGAUACCGAAAAUUCUUACUCAUAAAUCGGUAGUCGUAUGCCAUACAAUUUUUUUCAUUCGUUUCAUUGAAAAUAUUUUUAAAAAUCUCACUUCUCUUGAUAUACAAUAUCAUUCGCCUUUCGCCUUCAGCUCUCUUACACGUUACUGAUCCUCUGUAAAGUAACAGUAUUACAUAGUAUCCAGUAAAACAGUGCAUAAUAAUAUACGAAAACAGGAAAGAAAGAAAAAAAAAAGGGUGAAAGCAAUGAAGAAAAUUUUGAGAGCGUAUAAUGCACGUGCGGCAUUUAUUAUCGAACAAAUUACGCAUUAAAUUCGCGUUGCAUAUAUCAAGACUGUGAUAAGAAAUGAAUACCGAUAACGUGGUUAAAAUUUUUUGCAAAAUGGGGCGACGUGACGAGUGACGAUGCUCCUAAUUAAAUUGCGAAAUUAAAUAACGCCGUAGAUCGGUCUAAUUAUUUUGGGGGGGAAAAACAAUAUGAGAUUCCAGUGAAUGGUCCAUUUUAUGUUCCCUAAUGCUAGAAGUCAUUAUGGAGCUGGAUCUCCUCGUGAACGAUGAUCUCACAAAAACGUAAUAUGUAUAUUAACGCUCUUUUUACAUUAUGUAUUAUAUUCGUUUCUAGUACAAACUAUAAAGAGAACGAGAAUCACGCUGGAAAUCCAGCGAUUUGGAUCCAUGCGAUUGAUCUUUGACCCAUCCUUAGUUCUUUCCGUCUUGUACACAAAAAGAAACCACUAGGAUUUUUUUUCUGUUUUACUAUUGUGAUCAGUCCACUCUUUUUUUAUACGUAUACUGCACCUGAUUUUAUAAGAUUUUUUCUUUUUUUUUUUUUGAUUGUCAUGGGAUUGAUUAGCUUUUCAAAAUUACACUAUAUUUUUCUAAUCAAUCACGAAGACGUAAUUUAAGGCAGCGCUCAAUGAUAAGUCUAAUUACAUGGAGUCGGUGCGCUUUUAAUCAGGGAAACAUUUAUAAUAUUUAGUAUGUAAUAUAGUACGGUAAGAUUAUAUAUAUAAGAUAUUGGUACGGUUAUAUUAGAUAAAUAUGCCAUAAGGAUAUUUUACCGUAAACCGUAUGUGGUUACUUCGCGGUUUCAUUCUUUAGAUCCCUGCUGAAUCUCCCUGUUCGGUCGGAGAGUCGCUUGCGUAAAUUUUAAUUCUGAAAAGACAACAGGAGCGUAUGCGUAAUUGUAAAUGUUUUAUCCUUUCGGUAAUUCGAUCAUUUUUUCUAUCGUUUGUUACGAGCGAUGUGGAGUGAUUGUUAAUUUUAUUUUGAUAUAGGCGAUAUUUUAAUCGAGCACGUAUGCUAACAUUAUGUAUGAAAUAUUUGCCGGCAAGACGGGGUGGAGCCAUUAUCGCAUCACACAGCUACGUAUUUCAUAAGUAUAAGUCGAUAUCAAUUUCAUCCCGAAUGCUUAUUCGAUUAGGUAGACAAUCACUUUUAUCGGAUUCGGAUGCAUUGCUUGUUAGUCAUUUAAGGCAUAAUAUUAAUUGUUAAUUAAUCCGCCGACGCUUAAUGUAUAAACGGUAUUGAUGUAAGUCGGUAUUGAUGCGGCUGCAAGGCUUCGCGCUUGCUGCGCGGUUUUGUAAAACGAUCACAAAAUUUUAUUUAUUACUAUAUCGCUUCAUAUGAUUUUGUUGUGUUAAAUAUUUAUUGCGUAAACCAUG